CCGAGAACGCCUGGAUUUUCGCCAGUUCCCUCGCGGAGUGAAAAAGGAAAAGAGAGGCAGAAAAACAAUCUCCAUUGUCCCGUGCCGCAUUUAACCUUACGCGGAAAUGUCGUCGGACGUGUUGUUGACACGCUUGUGAUCGCGGGCCUCUGUCCUCUGGUUCACCGGAACGCCGUCCCAAGUUCGCCAGAUAGACCGCUAGUUAAUUAUUCAGCCGUUAAAUGGACGCUAAUAGCUCCGAUGUAUUGGCAGCGCGCUGGCAGGCGGAAUCUAUAUAAACAUGCGCUGCGCACACUUCAAGCGUUAAAGGCGGAAAUGAUGCUUCAACGGCACGAAUGAGCGCGUAGCGACCGAGGAGGCGUCGAGACACCAUCGGAGAAUAAUAAGCCAUGUACCGGAGAUACGUUUAAUCAAAUUUGAGAAAAAAGAAAUUGCCUCAUUGCACGAGGUGAGGCCGCGGAAAGUGAUGCCGGUUCACCAGAUCAAUGUUAAUCCGCCGGACUGGCAACCGCCAUUGUCAAUUGGUCCUUCCAACAACACGAGCCCCGCUGGCGGAGAAGCUCUGUCAGAAUGGAUACCGCAGAAUUUUGCUUAUGGUACGGUAGUUACUAUUAUACCAGAUGAUUGCCACUCGUCCGUAAGCACGUUAUCUUCGACCAACCACGACAUUUGCAGGAUCUGCCAUUGCGAGGGUGAGGAAGGCGCCCCUUUGUUAGCACCUUGCUAUUGCAGCGGCAGUCUGCGCUACGUACAUCAGGCUUGCCUUCAACAAUGGAUAAAGGCGUCGGACACGCGCGCCUGCGAAUUGUGCAAGUUCACGUUUAUCAUGCACGCCAAGACGAAACCGUUCUGCGAGUGGGAGAAGCUCGAGAUGUCCGCGCUGGAGGUGCGAAAGCUGUGGUGCGCGGUCGCCUUCCACGCCGUGGCCGCGCUCUGCGUGGCCUGGUCGUUGUACGUACUCGUUGAACGAUCCGUGGAGGAGGCCCGGCGCGGAUUCGUCGACUGGUCCUUCUGGACCAAGCUGAUAGUCGUCGUGAUCGGUUCCACUGGCGGAUUAGUUUUUAUGUAUAUUCAAUGCAAAGCGUACAUUACAUUGUGCAGAAAGUGGCGAGCAUUUAAUAGGGUGAUAUUUAUUCAAAAUGCUCCCGAGAAAGUGGUGCUUCCUCCCUCACCCACGGACUCUUUAAGAGAAGUUACCCUACCCCUGAAGGACCCAACUGCCUCGAUGGCCGAGCUCAACCGCACCUUGUUACCCCGUACCAUAGAUCCUCCAUGUGCCUCGCAGAUGGCGAAGCCCGACUCUGCCGCGCCGCCGCAGAGGCACGACGCUCAACUGAAACUUUACGUAUUCGACAAAUUGUCCUCGUCCGAGGACAAUCUAUAAUACUUCGGAGACGGGAACGGUCGUUAAAAAGAAAGAAAGAAAAACGUUGCGCGUCUGAAAGGUGAUGAUCAGCCAAAUUUCUCGUUUCGAGACGAAGGGCGCAUCCCGGCCGGAGUCGCCGGACGGAUUUCUAGACUACACGAUUUCGUAACUCGGAAACGGAAUUAUCCUUGCCGAAGUCGUUCAAAUAUCCGCCCUCAUGCAGCACCUUUUUUUUCCGAAACUUAGUACUUCAGUGCUUACAGUGUUGACAAGUGAGAUAGAGACGGAAGUGUACAGCCCCGAGGAUGCUGGCGCUUUCUUAUGUACAUAAUUAUUGUAUCUGUGAUGUUAUUAAAUAAACUUUACCAUAUUUAAACGAG
Vollenhovia emeryi is the source of this 1746-nucleotide messenger RNA. RefSeq names its product E3 ubiquitin-protein ligase MARCH8-like. Gene Ontology annotation, molecular function: zinc ion binding; MHC protein binding; ubiquitin protein ligase activity. The transcript is spliced from 6 exons. Gene Ontology annotation, biological process: immune response; protein polyubiquitination; antigen processing and presentation of peptide antigen via MHC class II. Bases 467 to 1384 code for a protein of 305 amino acids. Gene Ontology annotation, cellular component: early endosome membrane; cytoplasm; lysosome. NCBI's taxonomy places the organism in Eukaryota, Metazoa, Arthropoda, Insecta, Hymenoptera, Formicidae. The record is from RefSeq and is a predicted model, not a curated record.